CAACAGGUGUCAACAGAGACCGCCGAUGUACGCCAGGGGACAGGUACCUCCAAGGAUGUGUGGGGUGAACGAGACUGUGCUGUAGCGAGAGAGAGAGAGAGAGAGAGAGAGAGAGAGAGAAAGUGAGAAGGGAGUGUGAGACAAGAGCUCCAGAGAAACGAGAAGAGGAAGAGGAUGAGUGUGUGAAGCUGAGCAGCAAUCAGGGAGAGGGACUGAUGAAGGGGUAGCCAUUCCUGUUCUCCACGCGACCCAUGUCCUCGUAGACUGGGGGAAACCACCGAGAGCUGCCCCCCCCCCGCUGCCGUCCCCCCCGACUGCAUCCCUCAACAUCCGCACGCUAAUAGCUGCUUAAGCCCACCCUCCCAGGCUUACCACUCCGCCGCAGAAAGUGGUCUAGCUCCUGCACUGCCAGGGAUGGAACAGGCAGGAUCCGACUCGAUGUGAUGCCGGAUGUGAACUGGGAGCGAGGCCACAUUACCGAUCACCAUCCAGGGGCCCCGACGGGCUCUGGUCCGGAUGGCAGCAAGGGCUCGGCUGGGUCCCACGGGCUGAACACGUUUAAUCGGACCGAUGUUGUUGUUAUUCCGCGCUCUGGAUUUAGACGAAGAGGAAAACCCGUUCUGGCAGGCCCCCUGGGGCCCCAUGAUUACCGGCGCCUGUCUGUGCACCGCCUCCUGAGGGCCACACAACGACCCCAGGUUACCCCUGCACCAUACUGCCAUGCUCAGGCCACCCAAGAGCAAAAAUGUGUCCUGGGGUUCGGCGGACUCCUACACCAGCCGUCCAUCAGACUCUGAUGUUUCUUUGGAGGAGGAUAAGGAGGCAUUACGCAGAGAGGCAGAGAGGCAGGCCCAGGCACAGCUGGAGAAAGCCAAGACUAAACCAGUCGCAUUUGCCGUCCGCACUAAUGUCAGCUACAUCGCCGCCCAGGACGAUGACGUCCCCGUGCCCGGCAUGGCUAUCUCCUUUGAGGCUAAAGACUUCCUUCACGUCAAAGAGAAAUAUAACAAUGACUGGUGGAUAGGACGGCUGGUGAAGGAGGGCUGCGAGCUGGGCUUCAUCCCCAGCCCCGUGAAGCUGGAGAACACGCGCAUGCAGCACGAGCAGCGAGCUAAACAGGCCAAGCUCCACUUCAGUAAAUCUGGAGCAAUCUCUUCAUCCAGUUUGGGUGACAUCGCUCCCAAUUCGAGGAAAUCCACCCCACCCUCGUCUGCCAUUGACAUAGACGCCGCAGGCUUAGAGGCAGAGGACAGUGACCUCCCGGCCCAGCAGCGGUCCCCCAAAGCCAGCCCAAACAGUGUCAUGUCACCCCUAGCAAAAGAGAAACGAAUGCCCUUCUUUAAGAAGACGGAGCACGUGCCCCCAUAUGACGUCGUGCCUUCCAUGCGACCUGUGGUCCUCGUUGGCCCCUCGUUGAAGGGGUAUGAGGUGACGGACAUGAUGCAGAAGGCGUUAUUUGACUUCCUGAAGCACCGAUUCGAGGGAAGGAUAUCCAUCACGCGAGUCACAGCAGACAUCUCGCUGGCCAAGCGUUCUGUGCUGAACAAUCCCAGCAAGCAUGCCAUCAUCGAGCGCUCCAACACCCGCUCCAAUCUAGCCGAGGUGCAGAGCGAGAUCGAGCGCAUCUUUGAGCUGGCGAGGACCCUGCAGCUGGUGGUGCUGGAUGCGGACACCAUCAACCACCCUGCCCAGCUGGGGAAGACCUCACUAGCACCCAUCACCGUCUAUGUCAAAAUCUCAUCCCCCAAGGUCCUGCAGAGGCUCAUCAAGUCUAGGGGGAAAUCCCAGGCCAAACACCUGAACGUGCAGAUGGUGGCAGCGGAUAAGCUGGCGCAGUGUCCGCCCGAGAUGUUUGACAUCAUCCUGGAUGAGAAUCAGCUGGAGGACGCAUGUGAGCAUAUGGCUGACUACCUUGAGGCCUACUGGAAAUCCACCCACCCGUCCAGCUGCAGCCCCGCCAACUCACUGGAGGCCAAGCUGGAUGCCAAUACUGUGCCCUCAAGCCCUGCACCUGUCGCCAGCCUGCAGGGCUCCGGGGGCGUGCAGAAGGCUGACAAAGCUGUAGGGGACAGAAAGCCCUUACGGGAGGAGCACACGUGCCACACAGAGGCCGAGGCUGGUGGAGACAGGCCCCAGGCACCGGAGGUUUCCCGGCGGGCGCAGCACACGCACCACCGUUCCUCCUCCACACGGACAGAGCACCACAACCACCAUCACCAUCACCAUCGGAGCAGCAGCAGCAAGUCGGGCCGGCGCCUGUCCCGGCAAGAGACGCUGGACCUGGAGACCCCGGAGAGCCGGGACUCGGCCUAUAUAGAGCCCCAUGAGGAGUUUCCCGAGGAGGCGGAGGCAGCAGUGGGGCCGGGUGCAGGCACGGCAUCGCGGCCCGAAGCAGCGGGUCACCGCGAGCACAAUCACCAUCAUCAUCAUCACCAUCACCACCAUCAUCACCAUCACCGCAGCGACAGCCGUGACCACGAGCAGGACCACAACGAACGAAACAGGCAGCGAGGGCACCACUCUCGGGGGACCCGGGAGCAUCACCACCAUCAAUACUACCGGAACCGCGACCGCGAUGGGGAGGCGCAGGCCCGGAAACGGGGGGAAACUGGCGAAUGGACCAGAGACGCUUAUGCCCAAUAGUGCCUGUCUUCACAUCCGCCUCUCCUAGGACCCGGCGGGACCCUCCUCGAACCCUGAUGCAGGCUCCAUAGCAACAGUUGCUAUGGCAACAGUUUCUGUGGUAACGCCCGUAUCCACUUCAAUAGCAGCAUCAUUUUUUUUUUUUUUUUUUUUUAAGGAGGGCGAAAAAAAGUCUGUACACUUCCGUGGGUGUGUGCCCACACGAGAAAACUCAAAGGUAUCCACGUUUCGAGCACAUAUCCACACACGCGUGUGUGUGUGACUGCCGUUCCGUGUGCUGCGUUCCACUUGUGAGCGACAUGUGUGUGUCGAGUUGCGGUAAAAUGUGAAAUCUAAACCGUGAGGGAUAAGUUUCUGAUAUAAUGUUGAGAUAUGCAGCACAUACAGCAAAAUAUGUUAUGUUUAUCACCACUUUCAUAUAUGCAAUUCUGUGCAUUCGUUUUGGAAUGUUUUUACAUGUAAUCUUUGGGGUGGGUACUAGUGUAGAGGCAUAAAAUGGCAUAUUGGGGGGCUGGGGCAACACUUUUAGGAAAAUAAUAUCCGCAAUAUAUUUUGAUGUGUGUUAAGGAGAUAAUCUUUAUAUUUUUAGACUUCAUUUUUAAUCGUAGAAGCCGUUUCUGUAAAGGGUACGCUGGUGUAUUUUCUGUUCCUCUUUUUGUUUAAUUUUUAUUUUUCUGUUGUGAGUGCCUCCCCCCCCCCGUUGCAAAUAGACUACUGUUUCAUGAAGCGGGGGGGAGGGGGGGGG
This is a messenger RNA of Brienomyrus brachyistius, 3388 nucleotides long. RefSeq names its product voltage-dependent L-type calcium channel subunit beta-2-like. The record is from RefSeq and is a predicted model, not a curated record. The transcript has 13 exons. Lineage: Eukaryota; Metazoa; Chordata; Actinopteri; Osteoglossiformes; Mormyridae. The coding region runs from base 721 to 2643 and encodes 640 amino acids. Gene Ontology annotation, molecular function: high voltage-gated calcium channel activity; protein binding. Gene Ontology annotation, cellular component: voltage-gated calcium channel complex. Gene Ontology annotation, biological process: calcium ion transmembrane transport; regulation of voltage-gated calcium channel activity; neuromuscular junction development.